Saccharomyces kudriavzevii IFO 1802 is the source of this 990-nucleotide messenger RNA. RefSeq names its product succinate--CoA ligase (GDP-forming) subunit alpha (gene LSC1). The transcript has a single exon. The record is from RefSeq and is a predicted model, not a curated record. Gene Ontology annotation, molecular function: succinate-CoA ligase (ADP-forming) activity; succinate-CoA ligase (GDP-forming) activity. NCBI's taxonomy places the organism in Eukaryota, Fungi, Ascomycota, Saccharomycetes, Saccharomycetales, Saccharomycetaceae. Gene Ontology annotation, biological process: tricarboxylic acid cycle. Gene Ontology annotation, cellular component: mitochondrion; succinate-CoA ligase complex (ADP-forming). The coding region runs from base 1 to 990 and encodes 329 amino acids.
AUGUUGAAAUCUACUGUCUCGAAAACCUCUUUUAGAAUUUGUCGUUCUUUUCACAGAGAAUCUGUUCCUUACGAUAAGACCAUCAAAAAUCUGCUGCUUCCCAAGGACACUAAGGUGAUCUUUCAGGGAUUCACAGGUAAGCAAGGUACUUUUCAUGCCACUAUCUCUCAAGAGUACGGUACUAAUGUUGUCGGUGGUACGAACCCAAAGAAGGCGGGUCAAACGCACUUGGGCCAGCCCGUUUUUGCUUCUGUAAAGGACGCAAUCAAAGAAACUGGUGCUACUGCGAGUGCAAUUUUUGUUCCUCCACCAAUCGCCGCCGCUGCUAUCAAAGAAUCCAUUGAAGCUGAAAUUCCUUUGGCUGUAUGUAUCACAGAAGGUAUUCCUCAACAUGAUAUGCUAUAUAUCGCAGAAAUGUUGCAAGCACAGGAUAAAACGAGAUUAGUCGGGCCCAACUGUCCUGGGAUCAUCAACCCGGCGGCUAAGGUGAGGAUUGGUAUCCAACCUCCAAGAAUUUUCCAAGCUGGUAAGAUCGGUAUUAUUUCCAGAUCCGGAACUUUGACAUAUGAAGCCGUCCAACAAACCACGAAAACCAACCUUGGUCAAUCUCUCGUUAUCGGUAUGGGCGGUGAUGCGUUCCCUGGUACUGAUUUCAUUGAUGCUUUGAAAUUGUUUCUAGAAGAUGAAACCACAGAAGGUAUCAUCAUGCUGGGUGAAAUAGGUGGUAAAGCGGAAAUUGAAGCUGCCCAGUUUUUGAAAGAAUACAAUUUUAGCAAGAGUAAGCCAAUGCCCGUAGCAUCUUUUAUUGCCGGAACAGUUGCCGGUCAGAUGAAAGGUGUUAGGAUGGGACAUUCUGGCGCCAUUGUAGAGGGUUCCGGUACGGAUGCAGAAUCGAAAAAACAAGCUUUAAGAGACGUUGGGGUUGCUGUUGUGGAAUCUCCGGGUUACUUGGGUCAAGCUUUACUAGAUCAAUUUGCCAAAUUUAAAUGA